UGCACGCCAUGGCUUCAGCUUCCAAGCGCCAAAAUCCCACCUUUUCCAAACCUCUGAAAACCCCAUUCACUCUAAACCCCAGCCUUCACACUUGCCCCCAAGACCCAAAGCCCACUACCGGUAGAACCACCACCUGCUCGCCUAUCAGACCCUCCCAAGAAGACCUCGCCCUCUCACUUUCCUCCCACCUCACGCGCCAGGAGCUCCUCCUCCGCCGGUCCCGCCACCUCAAGCAGGUCGCCAAAUGCUACAGGGACCACUACUGGACCUUCAUGGAGGAGCUCAAGAUCCAGUACAGGGAGUACUACUGGAAGUACGGUGUCAGCGCCGUCAAGCAAGAGCUCCAACACCACGCUUCCCAGAGAGAUAUUGAAGCCGGUGAUCUUGAAGGCACUGGUGAGAACAACAACAACAACAAUGUGAAUAUGGAUGUGACAUGCAACCAGCGGUGCGUGUUUGUGGGGUGUAAGCUAAAGGCCAUGCCUUUGACGAGCUUCUGUCACCUUCAUAUCCUCUCGGAUUCCAAGCAGAAGCUCUACAAGGCUUGUAAUUAUGUUAUCAAUAUAAAAGUCAGGUAUUGGUUAAUUUGCUGCACACACUAUUUAUUAGAGUUGUUGUGGUUUACAAAAUGGAAAGAUAAUGCAAAUUAAUUGGUCAAAUUUUGGUUUUCCUUCUUAAGAUGAGCUAGCCGUUGGUGAUUGAUUUCUUCCCUUGUAUAUAUGCUAGCCGUUUGGGUGAUUUGAGUUUCCUUUGUUGGUGCUAGCCGUUGCUUGUUUGAUUGUUUCUUUCUUGUUCCUUGUUGAGUGAUGGUUUGUUCAUUACGCCCCCGCAAGCAUGACAAGUGGCACACGGCGUUGAGCUUGGUAAGCAUAAGAGAGAAAUGAGAUGAUGCUGUGGGUUUAGUGAAGAUGUCAGCCAAAUUGUAUAUGCUGGAGGGGAAGCGAACUGCCAGAAUUUUGGAGGUGACCUUCAGAAUUGUCGUCUGGACAGUUGACCUAGUCAACAUCCGAAAAUGAUUGAAGGGUGUGAGAUGGAGACCGGCGAAGUAGCAAACGAUAGGAAAUGGUGAACUUGAGGUACCGCAACAUACACUUCGCCGCUUGAAGUUGGGGAGAGGUGGACCGGUGCAUGAAUUAAGAGAUUGUUGAUAGCAAAGGAGAUGUCAGGACGAGUAAGAGAUAGAUAUUGUAGGGUGUUGACAAGACUGCAGUAGGAAGAGGACUCAGUGAGUGGAUCACGAAAAGAAUAUGGAACAACAACCCUCCUAUCCCACAUAAACAAUAUACCACCGGAAGCCCCUUUAGAAGCUAAGUAGCACCAAUCCACAUAAUGACAACCCCACAAGCUACGCAAAACCUUACUAGAAAUGAGCUCCAGUUCAGUUUCCUGCAAACAGAUAAUGUCCGACUUCCAUUGCCUAGUGAGAUACCUAACUCUCAAUCACUUGUCAGCCUUAUUUAACCCUCUCACAUUCCAAGAAAGCAACUUAGGCUUCAUAAACAAUCGCUAGCAACCCUCCCCUUGUUCCUAACAUGAGCAGCACUGCCAUCAUUAUUAAUUGAGCAAGAUAACCUUUUGAGUUCUCUAAUACCUUUUUUUCCCAAGUUCGAACAAGAACCAGCUUCCUUCUCAGAAUUGCUCGCUACAAUGGCUGCAAAUAGGGCCUUAAGCUCCUCUUUGAAGCCAUCACAAGAAAGCCUCACAAAAAAAGGAACUCCUUUACUAACUGAAAAACCCAAUCAGCAAGCUCUAGGUUGGGCUCCAUCACUGCUAGACACUUCAAUGGAGUGGCCUCCACCUCCAAAAAUAGAUCCAGCUCCAUACAAGACCAGGAAUAAUGGUGAUAGAAGCUUCAGAACAAACAAUUAUCCUUCAUUUUCCCACCACCACCUCCUUGCACCACUUCAGUGGGGAUUGAACAACUAUCCCUCAUAGUAAUCGACUUUCAAGAGAUAGUCUCUUCAAAAGGAAAAUCUUUAUUUUGACAAAUCUUCGAAGGGAACUUUUGCAAAACAAUCAAAGGCCUCCUUCACUUCGGGUUCUCUAGAAACAGAACCUACUAUCUCUCCUUCAUGCUAGACCCAAUAAGGCUUAGUGCCACUAUGAAUCACCACUGAAAGCCCAGAAGAGAGGGGAUCCAAAUCCACCACCUGUUCUUGCAUUUAAAUUGUAUUGAUCAAUAUUUUGUUGCUUUAAUGAUUUGAAUCCCAUCAAUGGGAUGAGUAAUGAGUUGGUUGGUUUACUCAUCUGGUGGAAUUUGCCUUGGUGCA
Corylus avellana is the source of this 2270-nucleotide messenger RNA. NCBI's taxonomy places the organism in Eukaryota, Viridiplantae, Streptophyta, Magnoliopsida, Fagales, Betulaceae. The record is from RefSeq and is a predicted model, not a curated record.